GUCCCUAACUUAUCUCUUUUCUGAAAUAAAAUGUCUGUGCAAAAUACAGUAAAGACUUCGUCCCUAUAAAUGUGCAAUGUCCAUCUCCCAUUUCCUCACAAUUCUCCUUCUGGCCUUCCAUCUGUUUCUUUCCCCCCUCGAGUGGUAGUUUAUAGUGUUUUCCAUUAGAGAAGGAUGGCUUUGUAUGGGACUAGAACAGAUGGGAAAGAGGUGAAGAUAUAUGAAAAUGCUGAUGAACUGAGCACAGAUUUGGCAGAAUACAUUUCGGAAUUAUCCGAGGCUUCGGUGAUGGAGAGGGGCGUUUUUGCCAUUGCGUUAUCGGGUGGCUCUCUGAUUAGCCUCAUGGGAAAACUGGCUGAAGCACCUUACAACAAAACUGUGGAUUGGGCCAAGUGGCACAUAUUCUGGGCCGAUGAGCGUGUGGUCGCUAAGAGUCACGCCGAUAGUAAUUACAAACUAACCAAAGAUGGCCUUUUGUCCAAGGUGCCAAUUGUCCCAAGUCACAUACACUCCAUUAAUGACACGGUAUCCGCAGAGAAGGCGUCCGAAGAGUAUGAGUUUGUUAUAAGACAACUCGUGAGGACUCGGGUGAUAAGCGUGUCCGACAUUAGUGACUGCCCGAAAUUUGACCUUAUACUUCUAGGGAUGGGGCCCGACGGGCACGUGGCGUCCUUGUUUCCUGGUCACCCGAUCCUUGCCCAAAAAGAAGAAUGGGUGUCGUUUCUGACCGACUCGCCCAAACCCCCACCCGAAAGGAUCACUUUUACUCUACCGGUCGUUAACUCUGCCUCAAACGUGGCGGUGGUUGUCACCGGUAGUGGCAAGGCGGAGGCUGUGCAUAUGGCUAUCGAUGAUGUUGGGCCGGGCUGUCCGUUGUUGCCAGCGAAGAUGGUCCAGCCCAGUAAGGGGAAGUUGGUUUGGUUUCUGGAUAAGGCUGCUGCUUCCAAACUUGAUGAGUUUUCCACAUAAACCAUUGCCAAAAAUGUAUGUUUGUAUGUAGUAAAGGGAGUGUAAGUGAAAGCUUUACCAAAAAUGAAAACUUUAGUUAAAGUCUCAUUUAACCCCAGAGAUUGACAUCUGAGUUUGACACCAUCAGAGACAAUCAGGUACAGGCAGCCAUUGUUCAUGAAAUACUGACAGUGUCAACACUAGUGUCAUCUAUGGUGUGAUUGUAGCGUGACAUGUCUUUUUCUUGCCUUGUUCCUUUUUUACUAUGCUAUGCUCAUCACAAUGAAAUCAAAAGAAGAAAUGUUUGGAUGUUUG
Cuscuta campestris is the source of this 1263-nucleotide messenger RNA. The record is from the annotation of a GenBank genome assembly. NCBI's taxonomy places the organism in Eukaryota, Viridiplantae, Streptophyta, Magnoliopsida, Solanales, Convolvulaceae.